CUUCGACCACAAGCCACUUCACAAUUCAUUAUUAUUGCAUUAUUAUUGCAUGUGUUCUUCUCUUUCUUGUCAUAACUAUUUUCACAUCUUUUUAACGAACUCAACUUGGACUUCGUUCCUAGGAAACGCUCUCCCAGAGGAUUUGUACAGCGUUCAUAAUGACUGAAAUGGAUAUGCCACUGAAUUUCUCGAUGAAGAAACUGGACUCCUCGGACAAGAUGGAUGAAAAUAUGAACACUCUUCUUAACAUUGAAGAUGGGAGAAGGCCAGAAGCGGAUCAACCUAACAUCAGCCAACUUUCUAUCGCAGAAGAGACUGAAGGAAAGGUUAAUAUCUCUAGCCACAGUUCAAGCUCUGCCAGCAGGUUUAGUUCCAGUGCUGACCACAGUUUCUUUGCUGACCACUGUGAGUAUGCUGGUUCAUUGAGCUCCUCGACUAAUCAUCUUCUUCUGGUCUCAAAACAUCCAGAAAUAUUCAGGGAUUUACCAGCUGAAGAGAUGGCAGCAGUUCAACAGAAGCUAUUUGAACUUGGAACAUGUCAGAUGGAGUGUUGGAAGUGUUGUAAUGUUAUUUCUUAUAUCUCCGGACAGUUCGAAGAUGUAGCCAGACAUGUCAAGGAUUGUUGGGGUUCAGAUAUCAGUCAUGAUUUUUGCCACCAAGAAAUAAGAUCUGUAUUCUGUGAGAUAGAGGCGCUUGCUGAUGCUUUAGUAAACCAUGAUACAGACACAUCUUAUGAAGAUGAAAGUGAUGAAGAAUUUGAUGUAACUCUUGAGCUAGUCAAAGAUGAAUUGAGGAAGGCAAAAGAGAUGAAGUCUGUGUUUCUGUGUGAACCAGUGGACAAUGUCUUUGAGGGAAGAACCGGUCUUGUACUUUGUCUUGAUCCCCAGGAUUUCCUGAUAGACCUUCACCGUACAAUAGAAAAAAUAUGGUUUGGACCUCAAGAGUUGCCAGCCACAAAAUUUGCCGAGUGCAUCAUGUUACCUGCUGGGCGGGAACGCAUGUCUUACGAAACUGAACUUAAGGAUUUUCUGAAAGAGGGAGAAUCCGCUAUCUACAAGUAUGGAUCAGGGUAUGCUAGAACAUCAGUUAGAAUCACUUCACUAGGUUGUAUGGAUAUUGCAUUACGCCAAUGGAAUUCUAAAGUUAUGAUGUCUCACCUUCCAUUAGAGCUUGUAUGCUCAGGAUGCUGCUCAGAGAUGGGGAAACUUAUUCUAUGCUCUAAGGCAAAUUUCCGCCCUCUGCCUUUGAUGAUUAGUUCUGAGAUCAUGUUUCAUCCCAGAAGCUUCUGCUCCCUUCCCUGCCUGGAGAUAUACAACAACAGAACUGGGCAGAGAAUACCUAGGUGUGCUCUGGAAAACGUUUUGGAUUCACCCUGUUUCUUUCCACGUGGUCUGAUGGAAGACGACAUUAACAACUCGACAGAUAGUUCUUUGAAUGACAGCUACAGUAUUCCAAUUGGGAAGAGAACUAAAAAGUUUCUAGGACACUUCUUGAAGAAAAGUUCUGGUUCUUUGGCAGAUAGAUCUGGAUCUUCUAAGGAUUCCUGCGCGUGUGACCACUGCGCAGAAUCUAGUUGCUCUACCAGCUUUAACACCUCAAGUGAACCUAGCACAAACUGUAGCACAUGUAGCAGCAGCAGUACUAAUGGUACCAGUAGCUGCUCAAGUGAAAGUAGCUUCAGUACUCCGAGCACUGAAAGAAGCUCCAGAAGAUGAGAAGAUUGGAGGAUAUAUUAUUGAUUUUAUGUAUUUUAUAUGUUGCUCAACGAUUUUAAUAAAUGAUUUAAUAAAUGAG
This is a messenger RNA of Eurytemora carolleeae, 1794 nucleotides long. RefSeq lists its product as uncharacterized. Bases 159 to 1715 code for a protein of 518 amino acids. The record is from RefSeq and is a predicted model, not a curated record. The transcript is spliced from 19 exons. Lineage: Eukaryota; Metazoa; Arthropoda; Copepoda; Calanoida; Temoridae.